AGGAGGUUUCGUGUCGCGUGGUGAGCUGCAACACGUAGUAUGUGCAGAAACUGCUGCUGCUGCUCACGUUAAUUCUUAAUCUUCAAUUUUGAAGAGGCGUCAUUUUGACUAUUGCAAAACAAUGUCCUUGUGCAGUUGGGACAUUUGUUAAGCGUUCGGCGGUAUAUUCGUGCGACCCCUCCGGUUUUUAUUUGUUUUGCGGACGCCGGACGUUGAAGAGCACGAUCGAAUAGGGCUCAUGUCGCCAGCACUGGUCUCUAUGAUUGUCACGAGCGUCAAACGCCUGGGCAGAGGGAUGCAAAGGAACUGGUGGCGGUAGGGCAUGCCGCAGUGCGAUAGCGUCAGAAGAGGUUUCACACGGCGGAGGCAGGGGAAUGGUCUGAAUUCUGCUAGUACACUGCACUCGCGAGGUCCUCGCUCCCACCACUACGCUGCUGCCGCAGUGCGAGCUCUGCUAACGCUUGUUUUAGUGUGCAAGGGUAAUCUGCAGACGGGGCUCGUAGUGGAAGAAGUCGCGGUGACGCAUCUCGGGGAGCACCAGGUUCUCCAGAGCAAACAACAGUCGUUAAGGCUUGUGCUAGUUUUUCACCAACCUGUAAUGUGAUACUUCAAUCGGACCACUGUUGCGUUCUUGAUCUCAAGUGCUGGCACAUUUCAAUGCUCGGAGAAGAAGGGAUGGUUGUGUUUUUUUUGUUCAGUAGCAACGCGCUAUAUAAUACUAGGGCCAUUAUGGUGAUAAUGAUGUCGCUGGUGGAAGUUCACAUGCGCAUCAGGUUCGUGACAAAAAAGUAUCCUCUAAAGAUGCGCAGAAGUAGAUCUCUAUCUGCAGCGACCGUUAUGGGUCUAGAUCAUCGUCAGCUGUCGUUGCACUCCAGCUGCAAAACCGAGACGGUCGUGACGUGCGGCAAGGAGAUCGAGACGUGCUUCCCGUACUCCCCCCAAGGUAUAUGGCUCAGAGUGAGUAAGUUGUAACUCAACAUGACCUAGGUACAUGACCCACCGGUCUUUGUAGUUUCGUUGCCCCUUCUUAGGCGUCAUUUCCCUUCUCCGAUCGUCUUGGGGAUAAUUCCUCUCUAGGGUCAUCAUUUUUCUUAACUGUACGAGUCAAGAGAGCAUGCUAAUUCUCAUCUGGACGCGUCACGCGGAACCUCGCAACGACGAGGGUUUUCCGCUGCCCUCCGCGCAGCCUGCGGGCUGGUUUUAAGGGUAGUCGAUCAUACAUUUAUCUCGCGUGCCCUACUCUGAGCGGACUCUUCCCUAGUUUCGAGGAGAAAGAAAGCAACUCACUCCACCACGGAUUACAUAAUCAUCGGCUACCCUGCUCUAAUGGUUCCCGAGUACUUUGACCCUUGGGCUUUGCGCUCAGGUUUGUGCAGAGAUCGCCGGCUGUGCUGCAGUUGCCUUCGUGGAAAAUCUCGUGCUUUCGGACAGAAAUGAACACAACUGUCAACUCUUGGUUAGUGUGUCUGAUGGGGGAGAAGCAAAGUCCACGGCAUGCAAGAAAGGGCAUGCAAAUUAUAUAUACAAAUGA
This is a messenger RNA of Amoebophrya sp. A25, 1531 nucleotides long. The record is from the annotation of a GenBank genome assembly. Lineage: Eukaryota; Dinophyceae; Syndiniales; Amoebophryaceae.